GUCAAGCUCGCAUGAAUGGAAUGAUACUAGCUGUUAAAGCCUUGACUUAGGAAUGAAAAGUGGAUGCAAAGAUUUCCGAGUUAACAAUUUUAGUCGGUAUCUGUGGAGUUAACGUGGGGACAGUUCCCCUUUGUUCAACUUUAAAGUGCUGUCUGUUUGUUUGUGUGUAGAGCUGGAGCUAAGUGGCCGCUAGCCUAAAACUACCAGUCAGGCUUGGUAACACUUAACGUAAACGUUAUCGUUAGCCUGCUAGCUAGUCAUCCCUCCAACAACAUAGACCAAAGACAGAGCAAAGAUGGUUGAAUCUAUAUUUGACCUCCCGGUGGAAAAGCAGAUAUUUUAUGCCGUUUUGGGAUUUUCGUGGACAGUGUAUCUAUGGGAGGCAUACCUUUCUUACAGACAGAGGAGGAUAUACAGGUCAACAACACAUGUGCCACAGGAACUAGGGAAGAUCAUGGAUUCUGAAACAUUUGAGAAGUCACGUCUUUAUCAGCUGGAUAAAAGCAACUUCAGCUUUUGGUCAGGACUCUAUUCUGAGACUGAAGGGACGCUGAUCCUGCUCCUUGGCGGAAUCCCAUUUAUGUGGGCAGUCGCUGGCUCUGUGACAGCUCGCUUUGGAUUUGGCUCCGAGUACGAGAUCACCCAGUCACUCGUGUUUCUGACGCUUGCCACCCUGUUCAGUGCGUUGACUGGACUUCCUUGGAGUUUGUACAACACAUUUGUCAUUGAGGAAAAGCACGGCUUUAAUCAGCAGACGAUAGGUUUCUUCCUUAAGGAUGCUGUAAAGAAGUUUGUUGUGACCCAGUGUAUCCUGCUGCCCGUCACAUCACUGCUCCUGUACAUCAUCAAGAUCGGUGGGGACUAUUUUUUCAUCUAUGCCUGGCUCUUCACCCUCGCUGUUUCUCUGGUUCUGGUAACAAUCUAUGCUGACUACAUUGCUCCCCUGUUUGACAAGUUCACUCCUUUGCCAGAAGGAGAGCUGAAGACAGAUAUUGAAACGAUGGCCAGGAGCAUAAGCUUCCCUCUCACUAAGGUUUAUGUCGUUGAAGGUUCCAAGCGUUCAUCUCACAGCAACGCAUACUUCUAUGGGUUCUUCAAGAACAAACGCAUAGUGCUGUUUGACACUCUGCUGGAAGACUAUUCGCCUCUCAACAAGUCUGGAGAGCCACAGCCCGAGCAGCCAGAGAGCGAUGACACAGCCAGCGAGUCCAAAGCGAAGCCCAAGAACAAGAAACAAGGAUGCAACAACCCAGAGAUCCUUGCAGUCCUGGGUCAUGAGCUCGGCCACUGGAAGCUCGGCCAUACUGUCAAGAACAUCGUCAUCAGUCAGAUGAAUUCCUUCCUCUGCUUCUCCUUGUUUGCUGUUCUUAUUGGACGAAAGGAGCUGUUUGUGGCUUUUGGCUUCAAUGACAACCAACCGACAUUAAUAGGCUUGAUGAUUAUCUUCCAGUUCAUCUUCUCUCCGUACAAUGAGCUCCUGUCAUUCUGUCUGACAGUUCUGAGUCGCAGGUUUGAGUUCCAGGCAGAUGCCUUUGCACGCAGCAUGGGCAAAGCCUCUGAGCUUUACUCUGCCCUCAUCAAGCUCAACAAGGACAACCUGGGCUUCCCUGUGGCUGACUGGUUGUUCUCCAUGUGGCACUAUUCCCACCCUCCCCUCCUGGAGCGCCUCAGAGCACUGGGCAACGUCAAGCAAGACUGACGGGGCUGGAAGGGGGAGCCGCGAAUGCUGCCUCCUCCUAAGUGCCUCCGCAGACUGCUCCAGGCCCUGUGAUGCACCCUGUUCAUUUUCUACCUGUUCUACCCCCCCCCCCCCCCAUCUUGUUUUAUCUUGUUUUAGUCAUUUCUCUACUUGCCAUACUUUCUAUUUUGUUCCCUUUUGAAACUUUGUUUUAAACAAAACCAAAACAUAUCAGCACAAGCCAGCCUAAAACAAGCCUGAACUGAAGUCUCCCCUCUUUCUACAGUGACACCUAAUACGCACCUGCUGAGAGCAACGCUUCUGGGCAAUGUGUGUUGAGCAAAAGCUGUUGUCAGAGCGCAGGUCACAUUGUGCAGAUUGACCUGAAGGUUUAGUUUUUGAAAUUAUUUUAUUUGUGUACAAUUUGAUCAUAACUUUGUUCUAAAAAGGAAAAGUAACAAAGACAGUGCCAUUUCAAAACCUGACAUUUUACUAGCAGAAGUAUACUGAAUUGUAUUUAAAAGAGUAAAAAAAGACGUGAUAUGUGGACAGAUAGACAUCUCCAUUCGUACUCAUGACAAUGUUUUUUGCAGAUACACAGGCCAGGAUUUGAUUUGUCUCUCAAGUGCAACUGUUGCUUCUUUAGAAAUCUCUACAGGCCAGCUCAAGAAGAAAUAUGUCAUAUAGUCAACAACUCAAAUUGUCAGUUUUGCAGGAGGAACUAUGUAAAUGCUUUGUCACAGUGAAAAAAUGUGAGGGUGACAUCUCUGUUUUUGUUCAGACAAUGAACGCAUGAUGAACAGAGCAGUGCAGAAAAUUUUCCUUUCAAUUUAGGUUAAGCUGAUUUUCAUUUUUUACAUGCAUUGGGGGGGUUCUUAUUUGACUUUUUCUAAAGCACUUGCUUGCCGACAAGGUUCCAACCAUACCUGUAUAUAUGUAACUUUGAUGAGUAGAGUAAUGGUGUGUGAUGUGAAUAGUGAAAAAUGUUGAAUGUGGUUUAAAAUUUUAAGUUGAUACUGUGUUUCUUAGUUUCUUCUCUUGGUUUUGGGCUGGAGUGAGCCCAGAGUUGCCUGGCAAGCAAGGUAUUCAUAGGGGACUUUGGGAAAGGACUCUGCGAGGUUCCUUUCACCACAUAAGCCAGUUCUUGGUUUGUUCACUGAGGGGACUGUAUACUUUCUUUGCAGAACUGAAUAAAAUCCUUC
Messenger RNA from Chelmon rostratus (copperband butterflyfish), 2880 nucleotides. RefSeq names its product zinc metallopeptidase, STE24 homolog (gene zmpste24). The coding region runs from base 296 to 1699 and encodes 467 amino acids. Gene Ontology annotation, molecular function: metalloendopeptidase activity. Gene Ontology annotation, cellular component: endoplasmic reticulum membrane. Gene Ontology annotation, biological process: CAAX-box protein processing. NCBI's taxonomy places the organism in Eukaryota, Metazoa, Chordata, Actinopteri, Chaetodontiformes, Chaetodontidae. The transcript has 9 exons. The record is from RefSeq and is a predicted model, not a curated record.